This is a messenger RNA of Thlaspi arvense, 4546 nucleotides long. Lineage: Eukaryota; Viridiplantae; Streptophyta; Magnoliopsida; Brassicales; Brassicaceae. The record is from the annotation of a GenBank genome assembly.
CAGGACCUAAAGUACUGUCGUUGUCUUUUUAAAAAAAGCCUGCCGUUUCUUCACGUGCCGUUUUAGUGGCCCAUUUUUCACAUCGGAUCAACCAGAUAGAGAGAAGCCGAAGAUUGUUCAAAAUGCAAUAUUUAUCUCUACAAUCGCUUCAAUGGAAAUCAAAUCCAGUGAUUUUAUCUGAAGUUUUUGUUUUGAAUCCCAAACCACUGAACUUUCAAGUGCCUUCCCUGAGUUCCCCGUAUCGCAGAACGCGAAACUGGAAAAUUAGAAGUUCACUGGAAGAGAAUGCAGCAAAUUCGAGUGUAGGCGGAGAUUUGAAGAAGUCUCUGUCCGGUAUUGUCGGAAAUCAAGUGGAGGAGCUAUUGAGCAGAGGAGAGAACAAGAAUUUGCUUGAUGGUCUGGAAAAAGCUUCGAUGAGGGUGGAGAUAGCGAAGAGAGAGCUCGCGGAGAUAGAGAGACAAGAAAUCGAAGCGAGAUUGCUUCAGGAUUAUGUUAAUAAGCUCGAAGCAAGAGCCUCAGAGAUCGCAGAAUGCCAGCAGGAGAUUGUAGCAGCAAGAUCAAUGGUUGAGGAAGCAGAACGUUCCCUGUCCUUGGCAGAGACCGAGGCAACCGGAGCUUCAGAAAUCAGCUAUACGAUUGAUAAAGACAAGGAGAGACUAGAAUCAGCGAAAGCGGCAGCGGUUGCAGCUGCGGUUGGCACCAUUGCAGAAAUCCCGUUUGCUCUUUCUCAGGUCUCGAGCAUCGAGCAGCUUGUUCUUCCCCUGGGAGUAGCGUUUGCAAGCUGUGCUUUGUUUGGAGUUACAUUCAGGUAUGCAGUCAGAAGAGACUUGGAUGAUAGUCAUCUCAAAUCCGGAGCCGUUGCCGCAUUUGGGUUUGUCAAAGGACUUGGUAUGUUGAGCAGAGGACCGCCAUUGGAGCUGAGCUGGGAAAGCUUGGCUUCUCAUGGAAUAGACGGCGCCGUUUUGGUGUCUCAGAGCGUCUUGAUAUUUGCGUUUGCGUCUGUAGGUUUGGACUUCUGUUUCAAGAUGAAGCUCUUAAGACCAUUUCCCAGCUCUGCUCAAAUGGCGGUUUUCGGUAAAAAGCCAAGGAAGAAGAUGGCGGGAGGUAGUGGUUCUGUUGUUCGUGGACCUCGUGGUGGUGGUAGUGGUAGUGGUAGUAGUAAACAGAGAGGCUUCUCCUUAAAUCCAAAGGACUACAAGCUUCUGGAAGAAGUCGGCCAUGGAGCUAGCGCCGUCGUCUAUCGAGCGAUCUAUCUCCCGGCUAACGAAGUCGUCGCCAUCAAGUGUUUGGAUCUCGAUCGAUGCAACAGCAACCUGGAUGAUAUUAGGAGGGAAUCUCAGACUAUGAGUUUGAUAGACCAUCCCAAUGUUAUAAAGUCGUUUUGUUCAUUUUCUGUCGACCAUAGUCUUUGGGUCGUCAUGCCAUUCAUGGCACAAGGCUCCUGCUUGCAUCUUAUGAAGACUGCAUACUCAGAUGGGUUUGAAGAGUCGGCUAUAUGCUGUGUACUGAAAGAAACUCUUAAGGCUCUUGAUUAUCUUCAUAGACAAGGUCACAUCCAUCGGGAUGUUAAGGCUGGAAACAUACUUCUUGAUGACAAUGGGGAGAUUAAGCUUGGUGAUUUUGGCGUCUCUGCUUGCUUGUUUGACAACGGUGAUAGGCAACGUGCAAGAAACACAUUUGUUGGAUGGCACCGGAAGUCUUGCAGCCGGGAAAUGGAUACAAUUCCAAGUGAGUUUAUAUUUGCAAAAUGUAAUAUAGAAAGUAGCUCACUUUGGGCUGAUAUCUGGUCAUUUGGUAUAACAGCGCUUGAAUUGGCCCAUGGUCAUGCACCUUUCUCAAAAUAUCCCCCCAUGAAGGUACUCCUAAUGACUAUUCAAAAUGCACCUCCCGGCCUUGAUUAUGAUCGUGAUAAGAAAUUUUCUAAGGCUCCUGAACUUUCUGUGAAAACGUUAUUCGCUGACUUACCACCUCUUUGGUCACGUGUAAAAUCUCUUCAGGCCAAGGAUGCUGCACAGCUUGCCUUAAAGAGAAUGGCCACUUCGGACGAGGAAGCUAUAUCAAAGAGUGAAUACCAAAGAGGAGUGAGCGCUUGGAACUUUGACGUCAAAGACUUGAAAACACAAGCAUCUUUGGUGAAUGACAGAGGGCAAGUAUUUGAUAGUCCCCUACUAUACGAAAAUAGGAACAAGGUUUCCAAUACUGAGGUGGAAGAACCAACCUCUGAAGAGAAAUUCACUUUCAUUACAAGCGCAUCUUCUAUAGAUCAAGUGACACAAAAUUCAGAGCAUGACAUUCCCGAGGCCAAGGAUAAGCCAGUAAGACGCCAAAGUCAGAGUGGACCACUUACAAACAGGGCCGUUUUAAGCCACUCGGCUUCAGAAAGAGGUCCUAUCUUUGAAAGAUCCGAGAGUGAACACCAGACGGCAUCGUCAGUCCGAAGAGCACCAAGCUUUAGUGGUCCUUUAAAUCUUCCAAACCGUGCCUCUGCAAACAGUUUGUCAGCUCCUAUUAAAUACUCAGGAGGAUUCCGUGAUUCUUUGGAUGAGAAGUCAAAGGCUAAUCUGGUUCAGAAAGGUCGAUUUUCAGUAACAUCAGGAAAUCUAGAUCUUGUAAAGGAUGUUCCCUUAAGUAUUGUCCCUCGUCGAUCUCCACAGUCGUCCCCUCUGAGGAAAUCUGCGAGUGUCGGUAACUGGAUUCUUGAGCCUAAGAUGCCAACAGUUCAGCCUCAGACCAUCCAGGAGUUAAGUAGCCAACCUAUGUCGCCGGCACUAAUCAUGCCUCAACUUCAACAUAUGUUCCAGCAAAACUCAGUACAACAGGAUCUUAUUAUGAACUUACUGAAUAGUGUACAACCCACAGAGACGACAGAUGGUUCUCAAUCCGGAAAGUUACCACCAUUGCCUCGCUCAGACAGUAAUGGAACCGUCGAGCCCGUGGCUUCUGAGAAGGAGAGGUUACUACUUAGCAGUAUCUUUGAGCUCCGGGCUAGGCUGAACGACUUAACGGAGGAACUCGAUACAGAGAAAUCAAAAUACAGCCAACUACAGCAGAAACUGAAAGCAUUCACUGGUCGCGAACAAGUGUAAGCGGGAGCGAAAGCUACGGCGAGAACACUGAGCCGCACAGAACCUGUAGGAGAGCGAGUGAAGUCUCUUCUUGUAACCGCUGAAAACCAGAUAAUGUUCAAACAAAACUUAAGAGGCUGUGAAGCAAAAGCAUAGCAAUAUCUCCAGUUAGGUUCUGUGUGUCUCAGACGACUGAUGAUGACGACGACAACAGCAAAACAAGCAGCGUCUGCUUCUGAUGUAAACUAAUAGUUGAAGACAGCAGAAACGUAUACGUAAUAAGAAAAUGAGAAGAAAGCUCUUUUGGAGUCUCAUACCCCAUUUGCUUAUUCACUUUAAAUUAUAUCACACAUUUUUAUUUUUUGGUGUAUAAUUAUUGUUAAUGAGAGAAAGGAGGAAGCAUUCUUUUGAACCCUUUGUGUAUUUAAUUUGUAAAUGCGAUAUGUUUGACGUACUCGCCUUGAUUUCACAAGUUCAGGGAUUCAAUCAAACUAGAAAGUUGAUUGUUCUAUGUUCAAAUAAAAAGUAACUCAUGACUCUAGGAAUCAAAAUCAUGGUUUUUUUAGCUUUUGUACUAAGAUUAGAACGUUAUUGAACAAUUAAACUGGUUGAUUUAAUGAUUAUUACGUACAUUUAAAAGAAAGUUGUUGUUCUUCGUCUUCUUCUACUUCUCAAGGUUUUGGUAGAGGCUUUAGACACCAAAUAACCCACACCCAAACACAUAACCCAAAUCCCCAAAUCAACGGCCCACCCCAUUCCUUCCUUCUCUGACUCCAUAUCAGCCGUCCAUUCCACCGUCUCCCACUCCCCCUCUCCUUCGUCGGAUUCGCCGCCGCUGCACGUGCAAAAACACACGCCGCCGUCCGAUUCCCUCCCUUCCUCUCUCCCUUCCGGUAUCUCCUCCAAACACUCAAACCCCAUCCUUUGCUUCCUCCUCCGUCUGUGUUUCCUCGCCAUUGUCGAGGUUGCGACGUGUCCCUCCGCCGCUACAACUACCUCAGCCGCUCCUUCCUCUUCCAUCUCACACUCGCACUCGAGUUUCCACUUGUCUCCUUCGUCUUUUCUGAAAAUGCCUUUGAUGACCCUCUCCUCACUCAUGUACACCUCGAACCGGAUCCCUUCCCAGACCCGAACCCGUUCCCUAGACCCGUAAAUCGCGUCAUCUCCCUUGACGACCCUGUGGAGCGUCACGAACGCCGGGGAAUCGGGUCGGAUCUUGGACCCUUCGAGCUCGAAAGCAGCUUCGUUGAUUCGCGGUGGGUAUAGGAGAGUGAGAGAAUCGGGUAAGAAUUCUCGGGUGGUUAAAUCCGUGAACCGGACGAAGAAAGCUUUAACCUUUAAGCUCUCUUUCUCAACGUAACGCUCGAAAUCCGUCGAUCUACACAUUUCUCUCUGUUGUUGGGUUCUUCGAAAAGUCUCUUACUUUUUUUCUUUUCCUUCUAAUUAUCUUUGUACUUUGAAUUGAAAGUUUCGGCCUUUUU